UUAAGGAUCUGAGUUUGAGGUGUUGUCACUUGGAUACAAGAAAUUAGAGUUUGGUUUAAUGGCAACUACAAAUGAGGUUGAAGAUGGGUUGAAGAUGAUAGAGGAGCUAACCACCAACGCCGAGCAAAUACAAGAGCAAGUAUUAGGCCAAAUACUGAAGAGAAAUGCAGGAACAGAAUAUCUGGGUCGAUACCUCAAUAGCAAAACUGACAAGAAACUCUUCAAAACGAAUGUUCCCGUUGUUACUUAUGAAGAUAUUAAGCCUUAUAUUAAUCGGAUCGCCAAUGGGGAGACGUCGAACAUCCUUUUAGUCGAACCAGUCAUCGAGUUCUAUCGAAGCAGCGGAACCUCAGGCGGGCAGCCGAAGUGGAUACCUGCCACGGCUGAUGUAUCUAAUCUAAGGACACUGUUUCUUACCCUGCUAGCAUCCGUGAUGAACAAGAACUUUGGUAACCUACACCAGGCAGGUAAAAGACUGGAAUUUAUGUUUACCAAACAAGAUACAGAAACUCCUUCUGGCCUCAAAGCCGUAUCUGCCACAACAAGCUUGUACAAAGACCAAGGCUUUAGAAACAAUGUCUCCAAGUUUUAUACAAGCCCUCUUGAGGCCAUCUUUUGCUCAGACACCAACCAAAGCAUGUAUUGUCAAUUACUCGUCGGUUUAGUACAGCGAGACGAGGUCGUAUCAGUUAGCUCAAUCUUUGCAUCCGUAGUUCUAAGAGCCAUCAAGUUAUUAGAAGAUCACUGGAGAGAGUUCUGCUCAAACAUAAGUUCAGGACAAAUUAGUGAUUGGAUCACCGACUCCGGGUGCAGAAAUGCAUUGUCAUUGAUCAUGAAACCUGAUCCUCAAUUGGCUGAUUCAAUACGGAACGUAUGCAGUAGUAAAUCGUGGGAAGGAAUAAUCAAAAAGCUUUGGCCUAAAACAAAGUUUAUAGCUGCAAUUAGUACGGGUGUUAUGAGUCAAUAUGUUGAAACACUCAAGUUCUACGGCGGAGGGCUCCCUUUAGUAUCAGGCGUUUAUGCUAGCUCUGAAGCCUAUUGUGGGAUCAAUUUGGAGCCUCUAACUGAACCUUCUAAUGUCUCUUACACCUUUCUUCCCAACAUGGCUUACUUUGAAUUCCUUCCCAUCAACAAAGAAAGUCUAACAAUGUAUCAAGUGGAUACAGAACCUGUUGAUCUUGUACAUGUGGAGCUUGGUCAAUAUUAUGAACUACUGGUCACAUCCUAUGCAGGUUUAUAUCGAUAUAAAGUUGGAGAUGUUCUUAAGGUGACAGGGUUCCAUAAUAGUACUCCUCAAUUCCAAUUCGUAGAAAGACAAAACGUUAUUCUAAGCGUUCAUACAGAUAAAACAACCGAGGAAGACCUACUAAAGGCAGUGAAAGAAGCAAAGAUUCUUCUCGAACCGCUUGGAUACAUAUCAAGAGGACACACUAGCUACGCUGAUACAAGUUCGAUUCCCGGUCAUUAUGUCAUAUUUUGGGAGCUCAAGGAAAAAGAAGGCAACGAUGGGCAAGUGCUUGAUCCUAAAAUAAUGACAGAAUGUUGCUAUAGGAUGGAAGAGUCAUUGGGAUAUAUAUACGGAAGCAAUAGGAAGCAAAAUGCAAUAGCAUCUCUGGAGAUAAGGGUGGUCAAACAAGGAAGUUUCGACGCACUGAUGGAUUACUAUGUGUCCCGAGGAACUUCUAUGACUCAAUACAAGACACCUUCUUGCAUUAACUCCCAAGAAGCCUUUAACAUUUUAGACUCCAACGUGAUUGCAAAGUUUUUCAGCCCAAAAACCCCUAUGUAACCACUUGUAUUUUCCUCUUAUUCCUGCCUUUGUAUGAUGGACUCCAAGUCCCGAUUACCGAAGGAAUUGAUCAUUGUUUGAGCGUCUAAUCUGUAUUGAACUGUAUUAUAUUGAUGAACCAUGUGUAUGCA
Molecule: messenger RNA, 1920 nt
Organism: Hibiscus syriacus
Lineage: Eukaryota; Viridiplantae; Streptophyta; Magnoliopsida; Malvales; Malvaceae
Product: indole-3-acetic acid-amido synthetase GH3.17-like
Exons: 4
Coding region: 59-1789 (576 amino acids)
Cellular component (GO): cytoplasm
Molecular function (GO): acid-amino acid ligase activity
Source: RefSeq, a predicted model, not a curated record